UGAUUGUAUGGUUUCGUGUUGAACACUUUCACUUUUCAGUUUUCAUUCGAGAAGUGGUUUUUUCGCACUUUUUCUGGAGUAAAUUUUCAGACAGAACUGGAGAGACUCCUGUGCUGUGGAUUUUGUAUGAAUGAAUUGAAAGACACAGUAAUCCUGAGCUCAUCCGCCUACACACUGCACAUCACUGCUAAUGAAAUGUGACGAGUAUCACCAACAGACACGGUUGUACUACAGAUAGGAAUACCUUUGAAACCCUCAGGAUGCAUUGAAACAAAUAGUAAUUGCUCAUCCCCACCCACUGGUGAUCAUUCUGUGAGCUGCUGGGAUGGAUAGUUCGGACAAUGUCCUUGCUGGAAUUAACCACUCACUACAAGACGGAUGGCAAGCCAAACUCAAACCGAAUGGGCGACUUUUCUACCUUGAUCACAACAGUAAAUCAUCGGGAUGGUUACCGCCUCCAACAUGCUGGUCCCCAAAGGCUGAUCUUCCGUAUGGCUGGGAAGAAGCAGUCGAUAAGAAUGGAAAACGCUACUACAUCAAUCAUGUAACCUGUACUACAACAAGGGAAGAUCCAUACGAUGUUGAUGAUAUCCCACCAGUAGAGAGAGAUGUGACAUUACUCAGGGAUCUAGCCCUGGGGUUUGGCUUCAUUGCAGGCAGUGAGAAACCAGUUGUCGUCAGGUCCGUCACCGAGGGAGGUCCUUCUGUUGGGAAGCUUCUACCAGGCGAUAUGGUCAUUAGAUUGAAUGGAGAAGAUGUCAAGAUGAAAGACGGACCGUACAUCAUUGAAAGAAUAAGACAAUCCUCAGAGACCAUCCGACUGACAGUUAUCCAACCUUACAUUGAUAAGACAGGACUCAAGUCAUCGUUUCUCAGCGCUAACAAGAAACAGAAACUCAAAUCUAAACCAUCCAAGGUCCGCUUUGCUGAUAAUGUAAAAGCAGCAGCAGUGGCUCCGGGAAAGUCCCCACCCAGCCUUGUCUACUUACCGAGUGUGCUUAAAGUGUACCUGGAGAAUGGACAGACGAAAUCCUUCAAGUAUGAUAACAAGACGUCAGUCAAGGAGGUCUUGAAGAACUUGAAGGAGAAACUGGACCUAAAGAGCAUUGAACAUUUCUCUCUAGUUGUUCAAACCAUGGAUGACUCCACAAAGCCUAACAAGUUUACAAUACUGCAAGAAGAUGAAACACUUACACAGAUUGCCAGCAGGCCUGGCAGCCAAGACUGGAAGUGCCUACUCCGAGUGACCUUUGUACCUCAAGAUGCCUAUGACCUCCUUAGUAAGGACUCCAAAGCCUUUGACUACUUCUACUUACAGUGUUGUAACGACGUUAUCAACGAGUGGUUUGUUGAUGAACUAGACAGUGAUAGAGCAAUCCGCCUGGCUGCCCUACAAAUACAACAACAUUUCCUCAACAGCAAGCAAUCGGCAAAAGUCUCCCUUAAAGCUUUGGAGAAAGAAGAAGGGCUAGAUAGGUUCCUACCUCCAUCCAUUUGUAAGAAGAUGAAAUCCAAGGAACUGAAGAGGCUGAUUGGUCAGCAUGUGAAGCAGAGUCAGUGUCUCUCUGCACCGGGCCAAAAGCAUCUCACCGAGUUACAAGCUAAACUGCACUACCUGAAGAUCAUUUGUGACUUAAGGUCAUUUGGGGGUCGAUUCUUCACUGGCACUAUGGUGACAAAUGUGGAGAGUGAAAACUUAUUAGACUACCAUUGCACCGUGCUGGUUGGUCCAAAAUGUGGUAUAACUCAGAUCAUCAGCAUGGUACAUAACGUCACGUCAUUGUUGGCUGAGUUCAGUCAGUUGACUGAUAUUCAACUUUGUCCUGCACUAGUCGAUGGUGACUGCCUAAGGGUGGAGUUACAUGUCAAAAAUGAAAAGCCGAUCGUCAUGCUCCUUACUCAUGACGAUGCAUACGACAUGGUUACUCUAGUUAAUGGGUACUACCGACUGUUUGUAGAUGGCAAUCGCUCCCUUCUACCAUCGCACUACUCCCACUCAGCAGAAACUGAAGCUCCGCCUUAUGCUGAUAAGCAUCGUGUUAUCCUAGCAGAUUGGAACUACCCCAAUGGCCUGGUAUCGGAGCUGGUAUCGGGGGAGGGAGAAGCUGAUGGAAGGACAGAGUGGGGUGGGCAUAGAGGAGGAGGAGAGGGAGAAUAUACAGUGGAUUUAUCCAUGGGACCUCCACCUUAUGAAGCAGAUAUUGCUUACAUUAAUAGAUUGAAAGCCUUGGGUCGCUUUCAUCCUUUAGAAGCAGCAGGCGGGCAACCGGACGGCGCUGUGAUGUCUUAUACCAUCCAGGAAGAGUCUGAAGAAUAUGAACCCUCAGACAGCUACAACAACACCCUCCACAAAAACAGCAACAACUCCCUCAACUCCAGCACCAUCUCCAAGUCCGCCUCAGACAGUAGUACCAUCUCAUCCUGGAGUGACAAAUCCCUGGACUUGACGAAGCUCUCUGACAUGGUUGAGGACAUGUUUGAGGAUGUCCGAACCCCAAAAUCAGAAACGGGAGAGGACAGCCUUGCACCUAUGCAGGAAAACAGACUUGACAUGAUGAUUGAUGGGUCAGAGGAGAAGAGGGUGUAUUUAGAGACGAGCGGAGACACGUAUAACAUGCCCAGGAGGAAGUCUCUUACAAAACAUUUUGAUGUGAGCGAUUCCGUCGCGAUGUACUCGCCGAUUAACGAGAGGAAGAGUAAAGGACAAGUCAAACUUUUGCAUUAUACUAUCUACAAUGAUAACAGCUUGAUCCCUGUUGGAGAAAUUUGCCCGUCUCUCUCGGAUUGUGAAGACUAUGCUGAGGAGGAGGGGGAGGGGGAGGGGGAGGAGGAGGAGGAUGAGGAUGAGACAGAAUCAGAAUUGCAAGAAAUGAUUCCUGUGUCCAAUGAGAACAGUUCAAGAGGCAAACUUGUUGUUCAGGACUCUGUGUUACUCGCUCAUACCAGACAAGCCAGCAAAGAGGAUGGUCUUCGAGAUGCAAGCAAUGAUAACCAAGAUGAGAACGAUAGAGACAUAAAGACAGAUGCCUUCCAUAACUCAUCUCGCUCAAACAGCAGUGUUGACAGCGACAUUGUCGACCUAACACAAACUUCAUUUGUCAGCAGUCCAGGCAAAGAUGAUUCUCUAACAGAAUCAGAAAUCCCUCCACUAAAUUUAUCAAACCUUUACACAAGGAAGACUGACGAAGAGCAGGUUGACAAACUGCCUGCUUCUGACUCGCCUGUGCCUGUAUCGAUCAUUGAUCUACCUUCUCCUGAUGUAGAAGAGGAGGUGUCAGAUGAAGCUCAUGGGUUCCAACUCUCCGCCUUAGACGCAAUAAACGUCAGCCUCCACCAUAGAGACAACCUCCUCAGCAGAUCCGUCCAGCGGGAUCCAGAAUGUGAAUCGGAUUCCGGUAAUGAGACCAUCUCCUCUGAAAUCAUCGACAACGGCGUCGCAGAUGAAUCCUUCCUCAGCCAUUCUCCGUCAGACUAUUUCAGCAUGGUUUGCGGAAGGAAAUCUCCAUCAAGAGCAGAGUAUGUGGAUCGUGACCCGACCCCUACCCCAGAGCUCUCGGGGGACAAUCCUCCAAACCUGGUCAGCUCCUUAGGGUCUGAUACCGACAGCAUAUCAACCCUACAUGGAAGUAGUCCAAACUUGAGUGCCUUUGAGGGUUCAGCGAGUGACACACUGGAAUCAGAUUCUAAGUCCCAGGAGGACACCAUCGAUGAACUGAUCGCCUCUUUAAUCGUCUCUCCUCCUACAGUGGAAACGGGAGAUCUUGAUGAGGAGCUCCUUAAUGCUGUCAUUCCUCCCCCACCAUUGUCGGACUUUGACAUUGGAGUCAUAGAAUCACUGAUUGUUCCACCACCUCCCGCAAUUACACCACCAAUUUCUCCACCCAAAACUCCAACUAAAUCACCAAGCUCAAGUGACAGUAGUUUCACCACUACCGUCAUGAUCAAUUUGAUCGAGGGGCCCAUCCUAAGUAAAGAAAUUACAUCCCUAGAAAUUGAACUUCCCAAAGGACAACUUAACACUUGUAGUGCAUCUCCUAAAGCAGAUUUUCAUACUACACUUUUCUCAAAAGAUAGCCCAAUCCAUCUUGAGAAAGAUAGAACAAUCAGAGCUUCUUUAAAAGAAAGCCCAAUUAGAUCUAAAAAAGAUAGCCCAAUUAGAUUUAAAGAUGAGAGCCCAACCCAAGCUCUUCUAAAAGAUAGCCCAAUCAGAUCUCAAGAAAAGAGCCCUAUCCAAGCUCUUCUAAAAGAUAGCCCGAUUAGAUCUAAAAAAGAUAGCACCAUCAGAUCUCAAGAAGAAAGCCCAAUCCAAGCUUUUCAAAAAGAUAGCCCAAUUAGAUCUGAAGAAAAGAGCCCAAUUCAAGCUCUUCAAAAAGAUAGCCCAAUUAGAUCUCACGAAGAGAGCCCAAUCCAAGCUCUUCUUCAAGAUAGCCCAAUCAGAUCUCAAGAAAAGAGCCCAAUUCAAACUCUUCUAAAGGAUAGCCCAAUUAGAUCUCAAAAAGAGAGCCCAAUUCAAGCUUUUCAAAAAGAUAGUGCAACUAGAUCUCAUGAAAAAAGCCCAAUCCAAGCUCUUCAAAAUGAUAGCCCAAUUAGAUCCCAAGAAGAGAGCCCAAUUACACAGCAUAAUGCAACUGAACCAGAGAGCUCCACAAUACAAAGUAACUCAAGACCAAACUCCCCUAUUAAAGUACCAGUAUCUCCAAGCAAAGGGGAACCAAACCCCAGCAAUGCGUCAUCAAGCAGACCAAGGAAGAUAAGUUCCAGUAUGUUGAGUUCUAGCCAGGACAGCGGAUUCAGUCAGCUAGGACCUGGCGAUCUGGACCACAUUGGUGUCGCUUUGGAUGAGAUAAACACCGGACAAAGUAAAUUCAAGGAGGCGAAACGAGUUGAAGUAAGAAACAGGGGAAACCAUUUGAAUGAAGACUCCACAUUCACAGAGCAAUCUAAGGAUUGCGAAACACCGAGUGCAGAAAUUAGAGGAAGUUCUGAAAUUGACUCAGAUGGUGGAGAUGAUUGUGGUUCUAUUGAGUCAUCUAAAGAUAUUCCAGACUCAGUUCUAGCUGCUCUUCUCACUGCUGUUGAGCCAAUUCCAGAGGUCAAGUCAAUUAAAGUUGCUCCGAAAGUGCCUCCAAAAAGAGUUGUUAGACCAAAGGUAGCUCGACAGGCUAGUGUGGAUAGUCUUACUGGAGGGGAUUUUGAUACGACAGUUCCCCCCGAGAAAUCAGAGCCGAAGGAGACAUCUCCGAGUGCCCCAGAGCCCCCACCCAGAAGGAGGUAUUCACCAGGAUUGUUCAAGAAGAUCUAUCAGUUUGAGACGGGGAAGGCUGUUGAAGUGCAGGAGCGCUCUAGCUCUGUCCAUAGGUCCUCAUCUCUGAAGGUUGUCAGUAAGACGGUCAGCUCUGACCAAAUGAAUGGAAAGUGUGCAGUACAAAUUGAAGAAACGGUGAAGACUGUUAAAAGGUCUUCGUCGUUUGCACCGGGUCAACGCUCUGGUUUGACUAAUGAAGGGACAGAGGAUGAGGAAGCUUAUCGAGAUUCAAGGAGAGGAGAGGAUGUGAACCUAGGACCAAGUGAAAUUAUUGAUAACAAAACAAAAUCAAACACGAACAAUAAAACUAUCCUUGGUCCACGAUUAUCAGUAGACAGUGAGCUGGGACUUGAAAAUGAAAGCCAUCGACCAAUUGCAAGGAGUAAUACCUUCUCAGCAGGUGUUGCUCCAGAUGGUAAGAAACCAAGAAGGAAGGCUCCCCCGCCCCCGCCUCCAAAACCAGAUCACCUCAAACGCUCAAAAGAGAAACAGAAUUUCAGGAACACUGUAUCAUCAUCGAGUCCUUCAUCUAUUGCGAAGCUAUUGUCUCCUUCAAGAAGUUUAUCAUUCCUUCGGGGAGCGAAACCUUUUUCAAAAAGUUCCAGCAAAUCUGACGAGCCCGCUCUGCCGACCUCACCGAAAGAAAAGAGAAGGUCGAGACCCUUGAGGGCGUUUCGAUCACUUUCUAGAAAGGAUUCUUACGACGUGUCGAUGUUUGAUCACAAAAAAGACAAAUCUGGAGAACCUUCUUUUAAAGAAUCACAGAAACUUAGAACAGUAGGAGGAUUACAUCGGCGUGUUUCACAAGACCUCAGUGAUGUGUUUGAUGAGCCACAAACAAAUCCUCGCCCAGUUUCUCUCUACGAUGCAAGAUCGAAGUCAGAAGACUUAAGUAGUGCAUCUGAUUUAUCUUUUGCACCACUUCGGCAAAGCCAGUCCUUAAGCAAAGCAACAAGCAGGCCCGUUUCAUACCCAUCAUCCCCUCAAAAGUACCCAGGCCCAGGUUCGAUUCAUGCAUCCCUGCCCAAGCGCCCGCCUCCUCCUCGUCCGAAUAACCCUCCAGCCUCCCCGAGGAAGGCAAUGUACCCUUCUGACGACUCUUUAUCCUCAUCCUCAUCUGAGAUGCAGCUAUCGCCAGUCCCGCUUCCAAGUCCUAGUGGCUACGACCAGGACAGCACAGACUCUGACGACUUCUCCACACCACCUCCACUCCCUGUCUCUCUGCCGCCAGUCAAAUCCAGACCUCGAGCUCUCCCUGAGCACUUCGUCCCUCCUCCAUCCUUCACAUCAUCUAAAUCCAUGAACAGCUUUGAGUCGGACGUAAGUGCCGACUCUUACACCUUAGAACUGGAAAGUAAAGAGUACCUUGGCAAAGAAUCUGUCGCAGAAGCUCUUGGAGACAUCAGGCUUCUGAUCUCGGAGCUACAAACCUGCAUCUUAGCAGAAGAAUCAGAGCCCAGCUUGAGACAGUUCAAAUUUUGCAAGGAUUCCUUGGUGUCUGAGGUGCGGGAGUUCACCAGCAAUACGAAGAUGCUGGUGAGCAGUGCUGGACAGUCUGAAGCCCAGCUAGUCAGGAGUGUCAAUAGCAGUAUGCAUACCCUUGCUAGACUCUGCUCAGACACACAGCAAAUGAUGAAGGCAAUGGUGUCUAUAAUGCAAGCAACAAAUCUUGGAAACAAGACAAAAGAGAUUGCUUCAAACUUCAGCAACACACUCUCCGCAGCUUCCGAGGCUCAUGGGAAAAACCUGAACGAUCCCAAUAUGCAACUGCUGCUACGGCAGGCUCAAACAAUGGCGGCCAUGUUGUCAGCUUUGAUGAGAACCCUACGUAUGCUCCAGAGCUGAACGUCAUAAUUUUCUGCAAAAGGAUACGAUAGUGUGCUGUAAAUACUUUUUUAUUCUUAGCUUUUGUACAUAUUUUGUGUAUAAAGAAAUAAUGUUUUGAAUCACAAUACAUGAAUUUUAAUUACAUAUGAAUCAUAAUCAUGAAUAAUUUUUUGGGAGUUCAAUAAUCCGAGCCUCGACAUUUUUGUGUGAAAGUAAAGACUUAAUUUAAUAGAUGAUAAAUUUGCAUCGGGGAUAAAGAAAAUUAAUUUGAUAUAGAAAGGUUUGCCGUAACACCAUGUAAUGACUAUCUCUAAUGAGGUGGGGUGGUUCUGAAAAGACGUUUCGAUCAGUAUGCUCCGAUGGUCUUCUGGAGAAAUAUUACUUUGGGUUUUACCCUUACACAGAUGCCCGUAAGCAUUGUAUACUCUCUAGUAUAUACACAGUACUUUUCAGAGAUCUGUUAAAAAAAUCACAGGCAAGGUGGUUUGGAAUGCAAGAUCAUUGCAAUUUUAUAGCAGUGCCUUCACCAACUAGAUUACCAAGGUUGCCCGGUAGCUAGAGGCAAUUCGAAUCCUAUCUCGUAGCAGCGGGUAUCGUAUUGCUUUACAUCAUUGCAGUACCCGGUUUUAGGGUAAAAUCAAAAUUAUUAAAGACUUAUUGAUGAGUGGUUGCCCUUCUCCAAUGUGGAUUUAAAAGCCUUUUGUGCCCAGUGAUUUUGGAUUGAUUUUUUUGGAGAGGGCGAAAAAUAUUCAGAAUUGUUUAUAAUAUUUGGAAUACAAAUCCAGUGAAAAACAAUUGUAUUGAUAAGCAAUUGUAUAAACUACUGGUCCAAACUGUAUUAUUUGUCAUUGAUGAUAAAGAAAGUAGUUUCACAACACAUACAAAUCAAUAUUUGUGAUAUAUUCUUGAAAAUCUCUUGUCAUAAACAACUCCACAAUCCUUGAACAGAAGUGCAUGUCUAGAUUGAAGACAACCACUUCAUGAAUAAUAAUACCCUUUUGAAAAACAAGGAUAGAGAGCAUAUUAUUGUUUCGUCAUGGCAACUCUAGUUUGGAGUGGUUAUCAGUUUUGAGGGUGUAAUCCAGAGCUUUCAUUGAGGCCUUAUCAGUUGAACCACUGAAGGUCAAGUGAAAUUGUGCAUUUUACUGCCACAGGUGGGCUACUGUUUGAUUGGUCACAUGACAUUGAAUGUAGUGACCCUUGACCUCAGUGUGACCUCAUUCAGCCUCUUUGUGUUUACAGGUCAAGAGGGUGGUCAUUUUGGAUGAGCAGUUUCCAUUCACAGAAAGCUUAAAGGCACUGUUCACUUUUGGAAGUUACUCCAAAUAAUUGUUAGCAUAAAAACUCACUUUG
Asterias rubens (European starfish) is the source of this 8485-nucleotide messenger RNA. RefSeq lists its product as uncharacterized. The record is from RefSeq and is a predicted model, not a curated record. Gene Ontology annotation, cellular component: cytoskeleton. Gene Ontology annotation, biological process: signal transduction. The coding region runs from base 326 to 7150 and encodes 2274 amino acids. NCBI's taxonomy places the organism in Eukaryota, Metazoa, Echinodermata, Asteroidea, Forcipulatida, Asteriidae. Gene Ontology annotation, molecular function: protein binding. The transcript is spliced from 17 exons.